Molecule: messenger RNA, 509 nt
Organism: Hymenoscyphus albidus
Lineage: Eukaryota; Fungi; Ascomycota; Leotiomycetes; Helotiales; Helotiaceae
Source: the annotation of a GenBank genome assembly
AUGAUUAAUUUAUUAAGGGCGGAGUUUGAGAAUCAGAACAUGUUGAAGAUGACGGGUUUGUAUUUUCUCAGACUCGAUACGAUGAUUCUACUAAUCUUUCUUUCUUGUAGCUAUGCAAAGUGCUACGUUGGUUCGGGGUGGAGCGAGUAUCUUUGAGAUUGUGGGUACUGAUGGAUACGAUCAUGGAAACUCGGUUGUAUGUUCUCUCAGUCCUUCCUGAACACAUGCUGUAUUACUGACAAGAGUGAACAGGUUGGAUUCGGCUUUCAAUCCUCAGCUGGCGUAGACGCUGCGAUGUGGCAAAGGGUACGUGCUUUCCUUCCACCGAUUUUGUUUAUGAGUGACGGCAGUAAUAACUAACUUAUUGCCCAAUACAGGAUGCUGAUAAUACGAAAUGGGGCGAUGCGUCGCAUGUGAUGAAGAUUGCCAUGUUGGAAGAACAAUGGAAGGAAGUCGAGUAGUAAAUUUUUAGACAUAAUGACAAAACCCAAUCAAUAUCAAUGUUGUCG